This is a messenger RNA of Lizanozyma spartinae, 1416 nucleotides long. RefSeq lists its product as uncharacterized. NCBI's taxonomy places the organism in Eukaryota, Fungi, Ascomycota, Pichiomycetes, Serinales, Debaryomycetaceae. The record is from RefSeq and is a predicted model, not a curated record. Gene Ontology annotation, biological process: lipid homeostasis; nuclear envelope organization. The transcript has a single exon. Gene Ontology annotation, cellular component: nuclear membrane; nuclear envelope. The coding region runs from base 1 to 1416 and encodes 471 amino acids.
AUGAAUGACGAAUUUGAUUUGAACUCCUUAACAUUAGAGGAUUCGUUACACACUCCCAACUACUUCCGGCGCCAAUUGGCGCUACGGCGUAGGCAUGGGGUCCAGGAAUCGUCACCGCCACCUGUGUUUGCCAGUUUUAGCAAUGACGAAGAUGACAGUAUGGACAUAGAUGAGGAUUCCCAUUCAAAGGAAGCCAUCAGCUUCUUCGGUGAAGAUCAAAUUAAUUUAGAAACAGGUGAUCACGAGAAUGAGGAAGAUGAUGAAGUUGAUGCUGAUGCUGAUGCUGAUGCUGAUGCGGAUGCUGAUACUAGUACUUCCAGUAUAUUUGUGCACAAUAUCCUUUCCCCGACAAGUCUAGGGGCUCGACUUGCAAUUCGGAAGCCUCGUUUACUACUCAUGGGUCCAGAGGACGUUGCUGAAAAUGAAACUGCAAAUACGACAAUUAAUGAGUUAACAAAUGAUAUUGAAGAAGUGGACACAGAAGAGAUUCUCGAUACAGCCACUCAUGGUACAAUUAUAAGCAGAAAUAGAGUAAAGGAUUACAAGCAAUUUGAACAACCUCUGAGCAAUAAUGAGAGAAUGGAAUACUAUUACAAUCCUCAAAGUCAUACUUAUGAAUCUCAUCCUGCUCAGCAGGCUGUACCAUUGCAGCCUCUUGGGCAAUAUGGCUAUCUGCGAGUUCCAUUUCAGGGUUCGACUUCUGUUCAAAUCCAUCAUCACCACUACUACGCCAAUAACCAGAGUAAUCCCAGCGUCAACGGCAUGGAUGAUAAUGCUCGGGAAUAUCCUAAGGAUUCGAAUACUCAAAUAGUGCCAGUAAAGAAUAAAAUGGUGGUAGACGAAGAAGAACUGAAAAAUCAAGUGAGACUAUUGCAACAAUAUCAAAAACAAGAACAAAACUUGGAAGUUGCCUUACCGCUUCCUUGGGAACAUCGACUGGUUCCACGGGAUCAUAUCCCAUAUAUGAUACUGUCCUAUUUACAAAUGAUCGUUAAUGCUACCUUUGUGAUAUAUGGAAUGUAUUUGAUUUAUGGAAUGAUUUCUACUAUAAAGCAAGAUAUCGGAGAACGUUUGAAACGACACCGUACAAAUGUUAUGGUGGAGAUAGCUAGUUGCAAAAGGUCUUGGUACGAAAAUCAAUGUGAGCCCGAAACAAUUGUUCCCGCUUUAGAACAGGCAUGUCAAUACUGGCUCAAAUGCAUGCAACAGGAUGUUGAUGGAGGAAUUGGACAAAUUAGUGCUAUAAGUGCUGAAACACUUGGUCUGGUGUUGAAUCUGUUUGUGGAACCAUUGGGGCUCAAAUUUUACAUGGCUGCGCUUUUAGUUGGGUUAAUUAUGUUUGGCUGCAACAUCGGGUUUGGUUUCAUUCGAGCUAAAAGCUAUUAUGGUUGGGAUCCACAACAACAGAAGAGGUAA